Molecule: messenger RNA, 1063 nt
Organism: Mercenaria mercenaria
Lineage: Eukaryota; Metazoa; Mollusca; Bivalvia; Venerida; Veneridae
Product: putative Ras-related protein Rab-33
Exons: 2
Coding region: 166-906 (246 amino acids)
Biological process (GO): Rab protein signal transduction
Cellular component (GO): Golgi apparatus; endosome
Molecular function (GO): GTPase activity; GTP binding
Source: RefSeq, a predicted model, not a curated record
CGAGUGCGCCACAACAACAACAAAUAUGGCCGCCCCCAGUGGUGACGAAGUUGAAAUUUUUUCACAAAUAUGUCCUUUUAAACUUUAAAAGAAUAACGGCCCCUUAUAUACCAGCAGAUUAAACGUUCAAAGUACAAAAAAUUUCACAUUUAAUGAACUAUAGAUAUGGCAUCGAUUGAAAAGUUGGAAAUGCAGAGGGAUCUUGAAAAUGAAAGCUCCGUCACAGUCUUGGAAAAACAAGUACAAAGACGAAUUUUCAAAAUUAUUGUCAUUGGCGAUUCAAAUGUAGGCAAGACCUGUCUUACAUAUAGAUUCUGUUGUGGAAAGUUCCCAGACAAAACAGAAGCUACAAUUGGAGUUGACUUUCGUGAAAAACUUGUUGAUGUUGAGCCAGAGCAACUAAAGCUGCAGCUGUGGGACACUGCCGGUCAAGAGCGCUUCCGUAAAAGUAUGGUUCAGCAUUACUACAGAAAUGUCCACGCAGUUGUGUUCGUGUACGAUGUUACAAAGAUGUUGUCGUUUGAGAAUCUUCCUGGUUGGAUAGAUGAGUGUGAUAGACACAGUUUAAACAAGCAAAUUCCUCGGAUACUUGUCGGUAAUAAAUGUGAUAUGACGGACAAAGUAGCCGUCAAUACAAACCUAGCUCAAAAGUUUGCCGACACGCACAACAUGCCCUUAUUUGAAACGUCUGCAAAAGAUGAUGAAAAGGCAAAUCAUGUUGAUGCAAUAUUUAUGACCUUGGCUCAUAAAUUGAAGAAUUCCAAACCAAUGAUGCCCCCACACUUGGCUAAUUACGGAUCUGGUUACCAGAAUGAAGAGGUUGUUCAUAUUCAUGACAGUCCUGAGAGGCGGGGCUUAAGGAGGGCCGGGUCAGAUGAAGGGAACAAAGAUGGAUGUUCGUGUUAAAAAUUGAUUUUGAGGAGAAUUUUUAUUUGUCAUCAGAAAACUUGUAUAAAUAGAUUAUCAUGUAUUUAAUGUUAUUCAAGUACUAUUCUGGGUUUGGAUCAGUGUCAUUUGCAUGUUAUAAUCAUUGCUAUCAUUUUAUCAAAAUUCAUACUUGUAU